AUGGCGAGAGGAGCAAUGGAGCCAUUGAUAGUAGGGAGAGUGGUGGGUGAAGUGGUGGAGAUGUUCAACCCCACCGUGAGAAUGACUGUCACCUACAACUCCAACAAGCAAGUCUCCAACGGCCACGAGCUCAUGCCGGCCGUCGUUGCUUCCCGGCCGCGCGUCGACAUCGGCGGCGACGACUUGCGCACUCCUUACACCCUCAUCAUGACCGACCCCGACUAUCCAAGCCCCAGUGAUCCUUACCUCAAGGAACAUCUUCACUGGAUGGUCACGGACAUUCCGGGCACAACGGAUGCUUCAUUUGGGAAGGAAGUAGUGAGCUACGAGGUGCCGAGGCCGGCGGUGGGAAUCCACCGCUACGUGUUCGUCCUGUACAAGCAAGCCAGAGGGAGGCAGACGGUGAGGCCGCCGACGUCGUCAAGGGACUGCUUCAGCACCAGCAAGUUCGCUCAGGACAACGGCUUGGGGCUCCCCGUUGCCGUCAUUUACUUCAACUGCCAGCGAGAGACUGCGGCAAGAAGAAGAUGA
This is a messenger RNA of Linum trigynum, 531 nucleotides long. The record is from the annotation of a GenBank genome assembly. NCBI's taxonomy places the organism in Eukaryota, Viridiplantae, Streptophyta, Magnoliopsida, Malpighiales, Linaceae.